AUGCAACUUCUCCCCCUUCUUACUACUGCUGGCUUGGCUAGUGCUAGUCUCUUCGACACCCGCUCAACCAAUGUCAAGCGCGAUAGCUGGGGCGGCAGUGUGUCUCUUGGCCCGACCAAGUCGACUAUCGUGAAUGCAGUCACCACUAUUAUUCCUGGAACUGCACCUUCAAGCCAGAAUGGAGAGCUUUUUCUGUGGCCUGGCAUGUCAAACGGGACUGGUGAUUUGGUCCAGACUACCCUGGAGAGCUGGCCCGAUAACUCCUGGUGCGGUGCCACCACCGGCCAGUGGUGCGUUCGCGCCAGUGUAUUUGGUUCCUUCGGUCAGCUUGAUGGCAAUGGAAGCCCGGUUAGUGGAACAGAUAAGGUUCGCAUUGAGUAUAACUUGGAGAGUGAUGGACAGACUUGGAACCAGACCGUCACCAAUGUCGAGACUGGUGUUCUUCUCUCUACCUAUGCCCGUGCUUCUGGGCCUUACAUGACUGGCUACGGCACAGGGACAGAGUGCGACUCCUCCUGCACUGGCACUAUCGCCGCCCAGAAGUACACCGGUACCAAGAUCACCCUCGCAUCCGCCGACGCCACCUUCGGCGACACCAUUGCCUCCGCCGCAGGUGCCACCUACACUGGCCUGAAGUCCAGCAAGGGUGGCAAGGUAUGGUCCAUCGAGACAAUCAACAUCCCCGCCAUGUAA
Penicillium atrosanguineum is the source of this 693-nucleotide messenger RNA. RefSeq lists its product as uncharacterized. The record is from RefSeq and is a predicted model, not a curated record. The coding region runs from base 1 to 693 and encodes 230 amino acids. The transcript is spliced from 3 exons. Lineage: Eukaryota; Fungi; Ascomycota; Eurotiomycetes; Eurotiales; Aspergillaceae.